Molecule: messenger RNA, 1513 nt
Organism: Armigeres subalbatus
Lineage: Eukaryota; Metazoa; Arthropoda; Insecta; Diptera; Culicidae
Exons: 3
Coding region: 182-1402 (406 amino acids)
Source: RefSeq, a predicted model, not a curated record
CUGACGGUUGAAAGGGAUGUGAGUCGUUACAUUUAGCCGAUUUAGCCGCUUUCAACAUAAAAUUAAUCAAUGAAUCCAAACAUUCGAAUUUCAUUUGCAUUUAAUGUGAUAAACAUUCCAAGCUUAGCAUAGAACUAAUAGUUUCUCAUACAAUCAGUGUUUUCAGCUACAGAAAACUAUUAUGACCUCCAGACGUACGCGUUUCAGCUUGUCUCUUGUUCGGCGAUCAGAGUCUCCGAAGUCUCCUAUUUGCGAACGUUCUCGCUCGUCGAAUAUUGAGCUCAAUACUAGCAUAAGUGCUGGUUGCAGUACCCCUCUAAACACUCGCAAACGCCGCAGUUUAAUUAAAUGCGAUUCACCGGUGUUCACUGACAAUGAGCAAUCCCCAAUUCAUAUGUCACAAGAGGGCAAUAUAGUGACCGGUGUAUCAUGGGCUUGGAACAGUCCCAAAAGAGCUAUCAUAGCCGAUCAAAGAUUACGUGGAAAACCAUUAACGAGUAGAAAUAUUGUUUCCAACAGGCAUCCCGAUUUCUAUAAGAAGAAAACUCAGAAAUCUAUCAAAAAGCUCACCGGGUUUCAUAAAUUUGAAUCAGAACUCAAACUUCUACAAGAAGCUGAGAAUACUCCAUAUUGUUCUGCUGUAAAAAGUGUUCCACCUGAGACGCUUCCACAGUCUCCCGACAAGGACGAUGUAGUUGUUGUGUUCCAGAACGCGAAGACCCCGUUAACGAAUAAAACAGCUGCAGCAGCAUCAGAAUCAUUUAAUGAUUCCGAACUGGAUAAUUUGUUAUUGCAAGCAAGUCAGACUGUUGAAAUACAGUCAACCCUCCCAAUGGUCGCAGCAAAACAACCAACAAUGAAGCCAGAAAAAUAUUCUAACAACAGGCGAAGUUUAGUCAAGAGCAAAACUACCGAUAAUUUUGAUGGCAACAGCGAUGAUUCACUUGCGGACGGCGAGCUCGAUUUAUUGCUUGCGCAGAUUGAACAACAGCCUAAACUGUUUGCUGAACCUGAAGGCGAAUCCACCCAAAACGCGAACACAACUAACACGACAGAUCAGCUGAACCCGAGAACGAAAGGAUUAUUGACACGGCACAAAUCUAUGCCAGAAUCUCCCAGUCGAAAGCUUACGGACCCAGUGCAAACUAGCAGUAGAGGAUGCAGACUGCAGUAUCGGAAAAUCGUAGCUUCUCCAAGUUCCACAACAGGAUCAGUUGCGUCGAGUGAUAAUAGUACGGCUCCAUCCAGCACAAACUUGCAGCCUGUACGAGUUUGUUCCAAGGAAGAAAUCGAGCACAAACGUCAGGAGGCGCUAAAGCGCCAAGCUUGCCGUUUGAAGCGGCUCAUGCAAGGCAAUCAUUCACAGAACGAUGCUCAGCUCUUCCAGUCAAAAAAUCAUUAGCAUUUUGUUUUUAAGAAUUCGUUUAUUACUGUUGAAAUUGGUUACUUUUAAAAGCUGCAUUGGAUCCAUCUAAAAUCAAUACAAAAGAAAUUAAAUGAAAAUAUAAAAAUA